Molecule: messenger RNA, 1271 nt
Organism: Amphimedon queenslandica
Lineage: Eukaryota; Metazoa; Porifera; Demospongiae; Haplosclerida; Niphatidae
Exons: 5
Coding region: 115-1236 (373 amino acids)
Source: RefSeq, a predicted model, not a curated record
GAUCGUAUCACUAAUCUCAUCACAACAUGCUUCACUUUUAAACAGUCAGGUAGUGCUGCUGUGGAGAGAGAGUUUCGUAAAAAUGGACGCUUUUCAGAGUUACAAUUAGAUGAGAUGUCAUCAAGAGAGAAAGGUGAUCCUCUUAAUACAAAGAGACUAGUAGCACUACUGAAGCAUCUUUAUAUUGUAGCUAGCCCUAUGAAAGAUAAAGUUGGUAGAAAAACUGUCAAGUAUUACUUUAUGCCUUGUGCUCUAAAACCAGCAAAUGUAGAAAGAGAGGUGAGAGAUGGGUCAGUUAGUCCAGCUCCUUUAUUGAUAUGUUUUGAGUGUGGGUAUACUCCUGUUGGUGUAUUCUGUUGUCUAGUAGUGUAUCUUCUUGAUCAGGAGACAGACCAAGUAUUGGAAUGGGAGUUAACUGGUAAUGAUCAAUAUCGUAACAGGAUUACCUUUCAAGUUGGUCAACACUAUGAUACUGUUACCUUAAUCAGUCGUGCUACUUAUCUUGAAGUGUGGGUUCAACAACAAAUGAGUCCUUCACUGAAUGAUCUUUGUGAUAAAGUAUUAUCAUCAUUACACAAAGGACUAGUCACAGUGACACAAUCACUCCAUUACACUUACAAGUCAAGGCAUAUGUUUGGAGUACCAUGUACUUGCACUGCAGUACCUCAUCCUGCUGUAAUAGAAUAUUGUUCAGAAGGAGCUAAGUGUACUAAUGGUAAUGUAAUGAAACUUGAUGAGAAACAUUUGUACUGGUCUAAGAAGGUUGCUGAUAUGAAUAAUUCAGUACAAAAUACAAGCAGCAAAAUACAGUUUCAAACAGUUGAGGCUAGGAAAAGGAAACUAAAUGAAGAUCAGGAUGGUUCUUCAUCUAACAAGAGGUUUAAAUCAUUUGUCAUUACAGAAACUAUUGAACAGGAAGACUCAUCAGCAAACCACUUGUUAGACAAGAAACCACAAAAAAGUGAUCUUCUCAGGCUAUUUAAAAGUUCUGAUGCUCAUUACAUGAUUAUUGGGGCUGCACUGGAUGUUCAAGUGGAUGACCUGUUACCCAAUCCACAAUCAACUACUAGUAAUCUUAUACUAGUGUUCCAGAGAUGGUUAGACUCCAAUAGCGAAGUGACUUGGAGAAAAAUUCUGCAAAUUUGUGAAGAUUAUCCUGAUCAGCUUGGAAAAGCAAAAUCUGAAGUGGAACAAUUUCUUUCAUCAGAUAGAGCCCGUACGAAUUACCUUCAAUAAGAUAUCAACUGGUUCUAAGAAAUAAUGUAAGCUAC